AUGAAUCACGAUUACCCUGACACAUCAAAUUUGAGACAUGUACAACAACAAAAUCGUGAACGACGUCGUUUAUACCUACAACAGAGGAGGCAACGCUCAGCUUCGGAACCAAAUGCUCAAACUGAACAACCACAAAGAGAAUUUGAACAGUUACGCAUUCAAAACUUAAGCACUGAACAACGCUCAGCAAGAUUGGAGCAACGUCGUCUUGCUCAGCGCAGGAUGCAUGUUAAACUUUUCGAUGCAAUCCCAAGAAGAAAUAGAACAGGAUGGUGUAGGCCGCGAGCAACAGUUUUGCCAACCAUUCACGAAGAAGGCAAUUUGGUUGCGACUAAUGUUUUUAGACGGGAAAGUAGAAUGAUUGCACUCGCACGUAUUGACUUACCCCGAUAUGCACCUACUCAUUCAACGUAUGAGCAUGGAAGCACGAGUGGCAACAGACAAGAUCUUCGCGAAGUUCAGAUGGAAGGAAAUAUCCCUCACGUCGACCACAAUCAGGAUGCUUUGAGUGAUGAAGAUAUUCCAGAUAAUCAAUCAUUUAUCCAUAGGAGAUAUCAUAAUUGUGCAAGAAAUUUUCAUGAAAGUGAAAGGUUCCAAAGAAUGCAGUUCCCUGCUCCAACUACAUGUAGACAUUGCAACGCAAGAUUGUUCCACCGUGAAACAUCUACCAUGUGUUGUAAUAAUGGAACAAUUAUUUUGCCACCAGUAACAGCUCCAAAUGAGAUGAUUGAUAUUUUCUUUGACCAAACAGUGGAAGGUUGUCAUUUCAGACAAAAUAUUCGAGCCUACAAUCAUGUUUUCUCGUUCACUUCAAUGGGUGUUCAUGUUGAUGAAAACUUAGCAACAAGAACUCGAGGUGUGUACACGUUUCGUGCACAAGGAGCCAUAUAUCAUAAGAUUGGGAGUCUCUUACCAAAUUCUAGCGACAGACUGAGAUAUUUGCAACUGUAUGUUUAUGACACUGACCACGAGAAUGAGAAUCGAAUGUCUGAAAAUGAAGAAUUGCACUUGGAUUUGCUUGACAAGAUAAAGAAUAUUUUAAAUACUCAUAAUCCAUUUGUACACACAUUUUGCCAAUUGGCUCAGCGUCCAGACAUACAUGAAUGCAGACUUCAAAUCAAAGAGCAACCAUGUAAUAGGCCCCAAUACAACCUUCCUACUGCUCCUGAAGUUGCUGCAGUUUUAGUAGGUGGCGAAGAAACUGGAAAUUUAAAACCAAGAGAUAUCAUUGUCCAAUCAACCAGUGGUCACCUCCUAAAUAUUUCUGAUAUUGUCGGAUACUAUGAUCCAUUACAGUAUCCUCUGUUGUUACCCUACGGUUCAUAUGGAUGGGAUGUAAAUACCAGAAGUAAUGAUGGCAGAAAAGUAACAUGUUGUGAUUUCUAUUCUUAUAUGCUACAGAUUCGCCCUGGUGAUCAAUCUCUUUUUCUUCGAGGAGGUCGUCUCUUACAGCAGUAUGUUGUAGAUAAUUACGUGAAGAUUGAGUCCAACAAAUUAAGAUGGAUACGUACUCAUCAGAAUCACAUUCGAGCAGAUUUUUAUCAAGGUCUUCUAGAUGCAAUACAUGCUGGUGAAAAUUAUGGAGGUAAUGUUGGUCGUAGAACAAUAUUGCCAUCGUCAUUUGUUGGUAGCCCACGAGACAUGUAUCAGCGAUAUCAAGAUUCACCACAUGAUCGUCCUGAUUUGCUAACAAGAAUAUUUCAUUCAAAAUUUGAUGAGAUGAAGACCGACAUUCUUACAAAACAUGUACUCGGGAAGGUUCUGGCAUAUGCAUAUGUUAUUGAGUACCAGAAAAGAGGCUUACCACAUGCCCACAUGGUCGUUAUUUUGGAUGAAAAUUAUAAGUUACGCACUCCUGAUGAUUAUGAUAACAUUGUCAGAGCUGAAAUUCCAGACAAGAGAUUAGAGCCUAGAUUAUACAGUGCAGUUUUGAAACACAUGAUACAUGGCCCAUGUGGAAUGUACAAUGAACGGUCCCCGUGUAUGACAAAUGGUCGGUGCAAAAGACGUUUCCCAAAGCCAUUUUCUUCAAUUACUACACUUGGAAACGAUUCAUAUCCUAUUUAUCGAAGAAGAGAAGGGGUGUCAGUUCCUGUAGAGAGUAAUCCAAGUGUCUUGGUGGAUAAUAGUUGGGUCAUUCCAUACAACCCAUGGUUGCUCUUGAAAUAUGAUUGUCAUAUCAAUCUUGAAAUUUGCAGUAGUGUUACAAGUGUAAAGUAUUUAUACAAAUAUGUUUAUAAAGGGCCUGACCGUGUUGCAUUAGAAGUUCAUCAAGGUCCUAAUUAUGACGAAGUACAACAGUUCAUAGAUGGAAGAUGGGUUUGUGCUCCAGAAGCAUUGUGGAAAAUAUUCAAAUUCUCAAUGACCAAAAUGACUCCUAGCGUAGAACGCCUCCAAAUACACUUACCAAAUAAGCAGCAAGUGAGGUUUUAUACGUUCUAA
Camellia sinensis is the source of this 2442-nucleotide messenger RNA. NCBI's taxonomy places the organism in Eukaryota, Viridiplantae, Streptophyta, Magnoliopsida, Ericales, Theaceae. The record is from RefSeq and is a predicted model, not a curated record.